UCUGGCGUCCACCCCACCUCUCUCCCCUCUUCAAAUAAUCACUUCCCAAAACCCAAAGCAAAUAAAUUCCCCACCAUUCCACCCUUUCCCCAAAACCCAAAACCUCAGUAUUCUAGUCUCCACACCCGGACUUUUAAGCCAAAAAAAUGCUACUUGUGUCCUUACAACCACUACUACAACCAUCAUUUUCCUUAGUUGUGGUGGUGCUACUACUAUUGCUGCUAAACCUUUCUUUUUUGCCAACUUCAGCCACCACCGAAACCGCCACCUCGGCCGGCCAUGCAAUACCUUACCCAGCCUUCGAACACUUCCCUGUAAGAGAAACCAUCUUGGCUACCAAAAUAACGAAAAUCCAGACAAUACCAACGGAUGUGUUAGACGAUGAACUGAACCAAGAACACAAGCAAAAUCAUAGUAGUGGUGAUGGAAAGAAUGAGAAGUGGAGGCUUAAGCUGCUUCACAGAGAUAAGAUGGGAUAUUCCCAUUUUGUUGAUCAUCAUGACCGUUUUCAUGCCCGCAUGAAAAGGGACGUCAAAAGGGUUGCUGCCAUCAUUAGUAAAAUUUCCGGUAGCGGGGCCGCCGCAGCAGCCGCCACCAAUGGUGGCGGUGGGGAGAGUAAAGAAGCUACAAAUAAUUAUGGGGUGGAGGAAUUUGGGACGGAGGUGGUGUCAGGGAUGGAGCAGGGGAGUGGAGAAUAUUUUGUUAGGAUUGGCGUUGGUAGUCCACCAAGGAACCAAUACAUGGUCGUUGAUUCCGGCAGUGACAUUGUGUGGGUCCAAUGUCAACCUUGUAAUUUGUGUUACCACCAAUCCGACCCGGUUUUUGACCCGUCUCUUUCCGCUUCGUUUGCUGGGGUUUCUUGUGGAUCCUCAAUAUGUGAUCGGGUCGAAAACUCCGGAUGUCAUUCAGGUCGGUGCAAAUAUGAGGUUAUGUAUGGUGAUGGAUCAUACACAAAGGGCACACUGGCCCUCGAAACACUUUCUUUCGGUGGUACCACGGUCCAAAAUGUGGCUAUCGGAUGCGGUCAUAUGAAUCGGGGCAUGUUUAUUGGAGCUGCCGGCUUAUUGGGUCUUGGAGGAGGAUCCAUGUCGCUUGUGGGUCAGUUAGGUGGGCAAACGGGUGGAGCAUUUACUUAUUGUCUUGUAAGUCGGGGCACCAGCUCGUCCGGGUCAUUAGAGUUCGGACGCGGAGCAUUACCCGUGGGUGCUGCAUGGGUACCGUUGCUUCGCAACCCACGGGCCCCGAGUUUCUACUAUAUCGGGCUGUCGGGUUUAGGGGUCGGAGGCAUGCAGCUACCCAUAUCCGAAGAUGUUUUUCGGUUAUCCGAAUUGGGAGAUGGUGGUGUGGUGAUGGACUCCGGCACAGCCGUCACAAGGCUUCCUACGGCAGCUUAUGUGGCUUUUCGCGAUGCAUUUCUCACGGAAACCGCCAGCCUUCCCCGAGCUCCCGCCGUUUCAAUAUUCGACACGUGCUAUGAUUUGAACGGGUUUGUAACGGUUCGGGUACCAACAGUAUCAUUUUUCCUCUCGGGCGGGCCAAUCCUGACCCUUCCGGCUAGAAAUUUUCUAAUUCCAGUGGAUGAAAGGGGUACCUUCUGUUUUGCUUUUGCUCCAUCACCCACGGGACUUUCCAUAAUAGGAAACAUCCAGCAAGAAGGCAUUCAAAUUUCUUUUGAUGGAUCAAAUGGAUUUGUAGGAUUUGGACCUAAUGUUUGCUGAGCCAAAAAUUGUAAAAAGUGAGUUUUGCUUAGUCUAAAGUUUAGUGGGAUAUAUUGUACUAGGAUACAAGGUUACAAUUAUUAAUAUGACAUGUAUGGUAUGAAUAUUAUAUGGUUCUUUUGUUC
This is a messenger RNA of Coffea eugenioides, 1843 nucleotides long. RefSeq names its product protein ASPARTIC PROTEASE IN GUARD CELL 2. Bases 147 to 1718 code for a protein of 523 amino acids. The transcript has a single exon. Gene Ontology annotation, molecular function: aspartic-type endopeptidase activity. Gene Ontology annotation, biological process: proteolysis. Lineage: Eukaryota; Viridiplantae; Streptophyta; Magnoliopsida; Gentianales; Rubiaceae. The record is from RefSeq and is a predicted model, not a curated record.